Messenger RNA from Pogonomyrmex barbatus (red harvester ant), 4294 nucleotides. Its product is annotated as lysosomal alpha-glucosidase. Gene Ontology annotation, biological process: carbohydrate metabolic process. Gene Ontology annotation, molecular function: alpha-1,4-glucosidase activity; carbohydrate binding. Lineage: Eukaryota; Metazoa; Arthropoda; Insecta; Hymenoptera; Formicidae. The record is from RefSeq and is a predicted model, not a curated record.
ACAUGAUCUUUUCUUUGUAAAAAUUUAUUAAGAUUGUAAUAACUAGCUCUCAAUCUGUUAACUGUUGUGACAAAAUUCCCUUAAUUGUAUUUACUCCAUAAAACUAUAUGAAUAUCUUUUUUUAUAAGGAUUUGAAAUAAAGCUCUUUUACAAUUAUUUUCUUAAUUUCUAAUAAAUUUUCUCAAAUAUUUCCUGUUUAAAGUCGCUUUUAAGAUCCUUAAAGGACUUUAAGUUAAAAAUUUAUCUGCUAAUUCACACGAAAUUAUAAUGCUAAUAAAAUGAUGCAAGGUCACACUUCGUGAAACUGCGCUAUCUUCGUCUUCAUAUCUUGUAUGUAUGUGACUCAUCUUUUAUGUUAUGCAUGCUUUGUUGAGCUUUUGUCCUCCAUUAUUUCUCGAUACUGCGACGCCUACCGAUUUCCUGUUCCUGUUUAAUAUUUGGUGAAUAAGAAGCUACUGAAGAUUGUAUCUGGUCUGUUUUGGCUUAGCGUGCCAAGAUUAUUCAAAGAGGAGAAGAGAAAGGUGAACGAUAAGGAUGAAAUGAUUGCAAAAGUGUGCGAGCAUCGGAUAUUAUAUGUCGAUCUUUGUUUUUUGGUAAAAACGAAUCAAAUGAAUGCAAAUUCAUUAAAUUUUAAGGGAUAGUACAUUAAGAACCAUAAUAAUUUAACAAUUUGAGAAAUGGCUGAUGUAGAACCAAAUGAGCAAAAUACUUCUAAAAAAUCAAAUUCAAACAAUAUUGCGGCAAAAUUCAAAACCAUUGUAGUUAGAGAAUUAAAUAAUGAAACAUAUAGGCCACUAACAAAAGAAAAUCAUGAAAGAAAAAAGAAGCUUGAUAAACUAUUCAGUCGUGAUAAUAACAGUCAGAAAUGGAUAAUAACAAUCUUAUUUUUUGGCGUUAUAUUCGCGUUUCUAUAUUUUCUCUGUCCUUCGGUAUUAGACAGAUUUAUGAAUUCAAGCACUACUGUGAGUUAUAAUGAGAAAGUGGAAUUUGUGAUUGAUAUAAACAAUGAUACUAUUGAAGAAACAAGAUACCAGCAUAUAUUAAUGGAUACUCCUGAUAUGCACAUCAUACAAGAAAAAUAUGAUUACGAAAUAGUGCCUUUAACUAAGGAAAGCGACCUAUCUGAAAAAGACACAGUCUUAAACAGUGCUCAAUGCAUCAAUAUUCCUGAGGUAUUGCGUUUUGAUUGUCAUCCAGAGGCUGGAGCCUCGCAACUCUCCUGUACAGAUAGAGGAUGCUGUUGGAAUCCUCCUAAGAGAAAUGAAUUAGAAAAACAUGUGCCACUAAAUAUUCCUUAUUGUUACUAUCCUGAAGAAUGGAAUCUGUACAAAUACACUAACUAUAGUCAGGAUGGUAAUAAUUUUUCAGGUUUUCUCAGUCGGAAGAGGGAAUCUAUGUACAAGAAUAAUGUGCCUCUGGUAAAAGUGGAAGCCACGAGCAUAGAUAGUUCAAUUCUGCGAGUAAAGAUAUAUGAUCCUUUGAAAGCACGAUAUGAACCUCCAUGGCCGAUUAGAUCGGAUCCGAAACCAUUUUUAUCUCAAGUUACUAACACAAAAUAUCAGUUUUAUAGCGACGGUAUACAACCUGGCUUUAAGAUUAAUAGAAUUAAUGAUGGCACUACAUUAUUUAAUUCUCUUGGAUUUGGAGGUUUUAUAUUUGCUGAUCAAUUUUUACAAAUAAGCGCAUUGCUACCAACAAACAAUAUUUAUGGCAUCGGCGAACAUAGAUCAAGUUUAAAAUUGAAUACUAAUUGGCAAUCAUUCACUCUAUUCAAUAAAGAUCAACCACCAACAGAAAAUGCAAAUUUAUAUGGAUCUCAUCCGUUUUAUAUGGUGAUAGAGGAAUCUGGAAUGGCUCAUGGAGUUUUAUUUUUAAACAGUAAUGCCAUGGAUGUAAUAUUACAACCUACACCAGCUAUAACGUUUAGGACAAUCGGUGGUAUCUUUGAUAUUUAUUUCUUUCUCGGACCAACUCCAGCCGAUGUAGUGAAACAAUAUUCCGAUAUCGUAGACAAACCGUUUAUGCCACCCUAUUGGUCACUUGGUUUCCAUUUAUGCAGAUUUGGAUAUAAAACAUUGGAAAAGACUAAGGCGGUAUGGAACAGAACAAGAGCCGCUGGAAUCCCAUUUGAUACUCAGUGGAAUGAUCUGGAUUAUAUGGAAAAAAAUAAUGAUUUUACAUAUAAUAAAGAAAAGUUUAAAGAUUUGCCUAAAUUUGUAGAAGAAAUUCACUCGGUAGGAAUGCAUUAUGUCCCUUUAAUAGAUGCUGGCAUAUCCGCUUCUGAAAAUAAUGGUUCCUAUCCGCCCUACGACGAAGGAAUAAAGCAGAACAUAUUUGUAAAAGAUGGUAUAUCCCAUAAACCUUUCAUCGGCAAAGUCUGGAAUUUUGUUUCUACUGUAUGGCCUGACUUCACGAACCCUAAAACCCUAAUCUAUUAUGCAGAUAUGAUGAGCAAUAUGCAUAAAAGUUUCGCAUAUGACGGUGCAUGGAUCGAUAUGAACGAACCAUCUAAUUUCUAUAAUGGUCAUAAAGAUGGCUGUACACAUAAUAACUUGGAUUAUCCUGAUUAUUUACCCAAUGUCGUUGGUAAUCUUCUCGCUACGAAAACUCUUUGUAUGAAUGCCGAACAUUAUUUAGGUUCUCAUUAUGAUCUUCACAAUACUUACGGAACGAGCCAAGCGAUUGCCACGAAUUAUGCCCUUAGAAAGAUUAGACUAAAAAGACCGUUUAUAAUAUCGCGUUCGACAUGGAUAGGACAUGGCCAUUAUGCGGGUCAUUGGACAGGAGAUGUUUAUUCAUCAUGGCAUGAUUUAAAAAUGAGUAUUCCAGCCAUUUUAUCACUCAAUUUCUAUCAAAUUCCAAUGGUGGGUGCAGAUAUUUGCGGUUUUGACGGGAACACAACUGCUGCUUUGUGCAAUCGUUGGAUGCAACUUGGUGCCUUUUAUCCAUUUUCUCGAAAUCAUAAUUCCGAUACUACAAUUGAACAAGAUCCAGUUGCUAUGGGUGAUUUAGUCGUAAAAUCAUCAAAAAAUGCUUUGAAAAUACGUUACCGGUUGCUACCGUAUUUGUAUACCUUAUUUUUCAGAGCACAUAAAUUUGGGGAAACAGUAGCACGUCCAUUAUUUUUCGAGUUCACCGAUGACCGGCAGACUUAUGAUAUUGAUACGCAAUUUCUUUGGGGAAAUGCACUUAUGAUUAAUCCAGUUCUCGAAGAGAACAAGAUUGAAAUACCUGUUUAUGUACCACGUGGAAUGUGGUACGAUUAUUAUACUAUUAGGUCCUUUUUCUCUAUCGGAAAACAUUAUACAUUACCUGCACCACUUGAUAGAAUACCAUUAUUAGUUCGUGGAGGCUCAAUACUUCCAACACAAAAACCGGGUGUAACGACGACAGAGAGCAGAAAGAAUGAUUUUGAAUUAAUAGUAGUAUUAAAUGAGGCUGGGGAUGCUAAAGGAGAACUAUAUUGGGACGAUGGUGAUAGUUUAGAUUCUAUAAAAAAGAAAGAAUAUUUGUGGUUGUCUUUCACUGCAAACAAAUCCAAUUUAUUAAGCACAGAAGUAAAUAAAGGUUCUUAUAAUGAAGAAGUAAUUCUUGGAGCAGUACAAAUUUGGGGAUUGCGACAACAAGUUUCUAGAGUAUUCCUAAAUGAAAAUGAAAUAGGAUUUAAAUACAAUGUCUUUACAUCGAUUCUAGAUAUUACUGGCUUGCAAGUGGAUAUGAGACAACCAUUUACAUUUUAUUGGAUACUUCAAGAAACCAAUGACAGACAAUAUUAUUAAUUUAUAUUAUUAAAUAUGAAUUUUCUCCUGCGAUAUGCAACUCUCAUAUUUAUUAUUUUAAUAAUUAAUAUGGUUUUUAUAUAUAUAUAUAUAUAUGUGAUAUUCGCUAUAGAUAAGUGAUGUUUUUUUAUGUAUAAUUUGAGUAAAUAUAUUUUAUCCAAAUGAUAAAAUGUGAACAAUUUCUGUAUUGUACAAGUAGUACCUGAAAAAGCAAAGCAACUGUUGCUGAUUUAAAUAAAUUUGAAAUUAUUAAAAAACUUUAUAGAAAUCACAUUUAAUUUUAUUCAGAGAAUUAAUAGAAUAGUAAUUUGCAAGGAAAAAAAAAACAAGCGAAUAAAGAAACGUGUUUAUUCAAGUUCUCUCAUACAUCGCACAAUAAUGUUAAUGUACAAAUAUGACUAUGUUUAGUUUAUGGCACUAAAAAAAACAAUUAAUAUCCGGAAAAAUAAUCCGGACUUCAUCGAUGCUGAAAAGAAAAAAAAUCGUGAUUCGGUAUCAUUUACAAAAAAAAAAAA